Messenger RNA from Sphaerulina musiva SO2202, 2258 nucleotides. RefSeq lists its product as uncharacterized. Bases 474 to 2219 code for a protein of 581 amino acids. The record is from RefSeq and is a predicted model, not a curated record. The transcript has a single exon. Lineage: Eukaryota; Fungi; Ascomycota; Dothideomycetes; Mycosphaerellales; Mycosphaerellaceae.
AAACACCAAGAAAGAAAGAAGAACAAACCUACUGAAAGCAAGACAGAUAGGUAUAGAGAAAUAUACCUAUUGCGGCACGUGAUACUGUACUCUACCUUCAGGACUGAAACGGCACGGAACGAAUAGAGAACGUCGAACUCGCGUUGUCGCUAUACACACGCUUACUCACUCUGCGGCUUGUCGGGUAGCCCUAGAGUAGCGAACAAAGCCUUCUAUUGUUCGAACGUGACGUAUCAGACAAACAAGACAAACAAGACAAACAAGGAGAGCUGCUCUUACGGGGGAAACUAUACGUUGAAGUUCAAGUUAAGCGUUGCCAGUUCUUCGGGGCUCUUGGAUUGACUACUAGGAGGUAGAACGAAGAGAGAGAGAGAGAGGUGAAGAGAGAGAAAGAUUCAUUGUCCAGCAAAAGUAUCCUCGUCGGACCAUCGGCAAGCGACCUUUCCACGUGCUCGCGGGUUUCGACCACACACAUGUCUCGAAAUCCUCCUCAUCAUACGAGCGGUCUGGUAAAACGCGUUAUCAGGACGUUAAUCGAUGUCCGAUCCUCCUCCCCCGGUGAGCUUUCACCAUGCAUGAAGUCGUUGUUGCCCGGGCGGCAAACUCGGGCCGCGUGGCAAGGGAGGGUGUACGGUGGUGAUGGGGGGAGUACUACUACCACAACUCGUGCAGCAGCCAUGUUUGUCGAGAGACCGUUGGCCAACGCUCUUGUUGCUUCCAGACGAGCAAACUUGAGGGAGUUUGUUGGUUCGAGAAGAUUUUGGGCAAACUUGGACAGUAUAAGAAGAAGAAGAACGAUGGCUACACUUGCAGACGAUGCACCAGUGUACAGAAGAGAUUCCGCAAUGUCGGAUUUGCACAGCACGUAUGAGGCUGUGGUGGUGGGAGCAGGACCGGCGGGGAUCGUAUCUGUGGGAAAUUUGUUGGAGAAGCAAGUCGGCAAUAUUCUCUGGGUGGAUGAGACUUUUCAAGGAGGCAGAAUCAAUCAGUACUACCGCGAAGUGCCUUCGAAUACCAAGACCAAGCUCUUUUUGGAGUUUGCGGAAUCGGUUACUCCGUUUCGGAAUAUUGUGAGCGCUGGUAGCAGCAAAGAUUUACUCCAAGAUAUUCGAAAGCUGGACCAGGAGAAAGGUUGUCAACUCAGCCACGCAGCAGAUAUCUGCCUCAUGCUCACCUCCGGCCUCAAGAACACUCCCGGCGUCACAGCGCAACCCGGCCGCGUCACAUCCGCCACUCUCGACGAGCGUUCUCAAACCUGGAACGUCAACCUCACCACCCCAACCCAAUCCUCCUCCUCCUCCUCCACACCCCUCGAGCCCAUCCGCACCAAACGCCUCAUCCUCUGCACCGGCUCCACCCCCCUCGACCCACCCCUCCCCUACGAACCUCCGGGGCUCAAACACAUCAACCUCGACGACGCCUUAUCCCCCACCACCCUCCGCACCCUCCUCACCCCUCUCUCCAGCAGCCGCACACCAACAACCAUUGCCGUCAUCGGCGCCUCCCACUCCGCCAUCCUCGUCCUCAUGAAUCUCUCCCACAUCAUCUCCUCUUCCCCUCACCUCAACCUCAACGUCAAAUGGUUCACCCGCCACCCUCUCCGCUACGCCGAAUACGACUCUUCCGGCCACGUUUCCGCUCGCGAUAAUACCGGUUUGAAAGGUCAAGCUGCUGUGUGGGCGAAGAAGAAUCUCGAACCGUUGUUUUCUUCUUCAUCCUCCUCAUCCUCAUCCUCCUCCUCAACAACAACAACAACAGUAACCUCGGUAGCGAACGGCAAAAUCCAAAUGAUUCGAUACAAAAAAGGCGACGAAGAAAGUGUCUAUCGAAAAUAUCUUCUCGAGAAAGAACAAGAAGAAAAAAUCCCCUCGCCAAAAUUCCUCAUCCAAGCAAUCGGAUACGUGAAAAAUCCCCUUCCUACUCUCAGCAUCAUCAUUCCCAAAGGCCACACAAACGCAAACGCAAAAAACGAAGAACUCUUCAUAAACCCAAUUUUCGAUCACGACAAAGGAAUAUUCUCUUACAUUCCCAACACCACUCCGAAGAAUGAGAUGUCAAAGAAUCGACAAAUCCCCGGCCUCUACGGCGCAGGAAUAGCUUUCCCGCAAAAAAUCUUGGACAAGAAAUAUUUGCACGAGGAAAUGAAUGUGGGGUUUAUGAAGUUUAUGAAGGCUGUCAAGGGGUGGGUUGGAGGGUGGAAGGGGGUUGGGGGGGAGUAAGAGGGGAUGGAGGGUGUUGGAUGGGGGGAUGGAAAUGGG